AGACCGAGGAGCCGGAGCUGAGGAGGCGGCGGCGGCGGCGGCGGCGGUGCGGGGAACCCAGAGGGAACCCGGGUUUGGGCCCGGCAGCGGGGACUGGGCGCCGGCUCGGGUGUUUUCCAGAGAGUAGUUCUUGGGGCAUCUUUGCCACAUUAACUCAGUCUGUCAGGGGACUAAAAGGCUUAUGAGGAGGUUCUGUCUCAGAAAACAGUGUCUAUUGAAGACAACAAGGAAGAGGGAAAAAGAACGGAAAAAAAGAAGCUAAAACAUUUUAGCAAAUCAUGAGAUCUAUCAGAUCUUUUGCUAAUGAUGAUCGCCAUGUCAUGGUGAAACAUUCAACAAUUUAUCCAUCUCCAGAGGAACUUGAAGCUGUUCAGAAUAUGGUAUCCACUGUUGAAUGUGCCCUUAAACAUGUCUCAGAUUGGAUGGAUGAAAUGAGUAAAUCUGGGAAAACAGAGGGAGAUAUAGAUGUGAAAAAGGAUGAAGCUGGCGACAACUCUGCUAAGGAUCAAGGUGGCCGGACACUCUGUGGUGUAAUGAGAAUUGGCUUAGUUGCAAAAGGCUUGCUGAUAAAAGAUGAUAUGGACCUUGAGUUGGUUCUGAUGUGCAAAGAUAAACCCACGGAAACUCUAUUACAUACUGUCAAAGACAAUCUUCCUAUUCAAAUUCAGAAACUUACAGAAGAGAGAUAUGAAGUGGAGCAGUGUAUAAAAGAGGCAUCUAUUAUUAUCCGAAAUACAAAAGAGCCCACGUUAACGCUGAAGGUGAUACUUACUUCUCCUCUAAUUAGAGAUGAAUUGGAGAAGAAAGAUGGAGUAGAAAAUGUUUCGAUGAAAGAUCCACCGGACUUAUUGGACAGGCAGAAAUGCCUGAACGCCUUGGCGUCUCUCCGACAUGCCAAAUGGUUUCAGGCAAGGGCAAAUGGACUAAAAUCAUGUGUAAUUGUCCUCCGCAUUCUGCGUGAUUUGUGCAACAGAGUACCCACAUGGGCUCCAUUAAAAGGAUGGCCACUAGAGCUUAUAUGUGAAAAGUCUAUAGGUACCUGUAAUAGACCUUUGGGCGCUGGGGAGGCUUUGAGACGAGUAAUGGAGUGUUUGGCAUCUGGAAUACUUCUUCCUGGGGGGCCAGGUCUCCAUGAUCCCUGUGAGAGGGAUCCAACUGAUGCAUUGAGUUAUAUGACAAUUCAACAAAAAGAAGAUAUUACACACAGCGCCCAGCAUGCACUCAGGCUAUCAGCUUUUGGUCAGAUUUACAAAGUACUGGAGAUGGAUCCCCUCCCAUCUAAUAAGCCUUUCCAAAAAUAUUCCUGGUCUGUUACGGACAAAGAAGGUGCUGGUUCUUCAGCUCUGAAGAGACCUUUUGAAGAUGGAUUAGAUGACAAAGAUCCCAAUAAAAAGAUGAAGCGAAACUUAAGGAAGAUUCUGGACAGUAAAGCAAUAGAUCUAAUGAAUGCUCUGAUGAGGCUAAACCAGAUCAGACCUGGUCUCCAGUAUAAACUCUUAUCCCAGUCUGGCCCUGUUCAUGCACCUGUCUUUACAAUGUCUGUAGAUGUGGAUGGCACAACAUAUGAAGCAUCAGGACCAUCUAAGAAAACAGCAAAACUUCAUGUAGCAGUGAAGGUUUUGCAGGCAAUGGGCUAUCCAACAGGCUUUGAUGCAGAUAUUGAAUGUAUGAGCUCUGAUGAAAAGUCAGAUAAUGAAGGCAAAAAUGAAACAGUGUCUUCAAACUCAAGCAAUAAUACUGGAAAUUCUACAACUGAAACCUCCAGUACCUUAGAGGUAAGAACUCAGGGCCCUAUUCUUACAGCGAGUGGUAAGAACCCUGUCAUGGAGCUCAAUGAAAAAAGAAGAGGUCUUAAAUAUGAACUCAUCUCUGAAACGGGUGGAAGCCAUGAUAAGCGAUUUGUUAUGGAGGUAGAAGUAGAUGGACAGAAAUUCCGUGGUGCAGGUCCAAAUAAGAAGGUAGCAAAAGCCAGUGCAGCAUUAGCUGCCCUGGAGAAGCUAUUUUCAGGACCCAAUGCAGCAAAUAAUAAGAAAAAGAAGAUUAUUCCUCAGGCCAAGGGUGUAGUAAAUACAGCUGUGUCGGCAGCUGUCCAGGCAGCUCGAGGAAGAGGCAGAGGAACCCUAGCAAGAGGAGCUUUUGUUGGCGCUGCAGCUGCCCCUGGUUACAUAGCUCCAGGUUACGGCACACCCUAUGGCUAUAGCACAGCUGCUCCAGCCUAUGUAUGAAAUUGUAAAUACUAUAAUUUGCGGUGGAAAGUCAUUUGGCAAUAACCUUCAUUGUUUGCACUGCUGAAAAAGAAAACAAAAACCACCACCAGCCGAGAUGUAAUCUCAGUGAUUUAAUGUAUGAUUGUACUUUGGAAAUCGCUUGUACCAUGGGAUUUUUAACCUGGGGUAACAGACUUUAAAUUAUGACUGUGAAUUUGACUCCAAUGCUGUUUUGUAUCAGACCUUGCCCUUCUUCCUGCAGACUUGUAUGUUCCUUUUGCCCAACUGCUUUCACAAGAGGCUUCUUUCAUGAGGUUCAAUUCAAUGGAGCCUCUUGGGAGGUGCCCAUCCAGGGGGCACUGAGCUUCUCCCACAUUCCUGCCCUGUGUUCUCUGCCAUAGACUGUCCUUUGGUUCUGCUGUUGUCUUUGUAAUACCCUUCAUAUUAUGUUUCCUUUAUUUAAUUCUAAAUAAAAGCUUCUGACUUAAAAAAAAAAAAAAGAAAGAAAGAAAAAAGGAAAGAAAAUUGGGUGAAUUAUUUCAUGAAGACCUGGAUUUUUGGAAAACCUAUAUGUGAAGAAUCACGAUAUUGGAAGUCCUUUCUAAGUUUGUUUCUUAAAAUAAUAGCAGCUGCCAUUUUGAUAGUCUUUUGUGGUUUUGCCGAAUACUCUCCUUAUUAUACACCUUUAAGGUAAAGAGAAGCUUAUCUCCAGUUCACACCAGGAAGGGGGCAUGGAGGUUUUGGGGAAAAUGAUCUGCCAAAGCUAGGAAGCAACAAUAUUUCCUACUUUACAUAUUUACACAAUUCAGAAAUGUAUGCAGUUCAAUGAACAUUUAUCAAGCACCCACUUGUUGAAAGACACCUUCAAGUACUACCGAAAUUAUUAUACUACAUUUUCUCUUCACUCUAAAUCUCAAGCCUCCUUGUUUUGACUUGAUGUUUCCCCUGGGAAUAUCCCUCAACGAUUGUGACUUUGAAUACUUGAUUUUUCUUUUCUAGGCAUUUAGGACUCAAUGACAAAAAGAGUAGACAAUCUCUAAGGUUCAUUUCAGUUCUGAUUUUACAUUUGCUUAAAGUCAUAAAGGGCUGACUUCCCCGACGAGGCCUGGGGUAUCUUUACCAGGCAGAAGCCAAAGACUGGUAUAGAUCGAAAGGGAAAUUUGCAGGCUUAUCAGAGUGACAAGGGUUCUUUAUCCAGGACUAACCUGUUACUUUGCAGAAAUUCUCCAUUGGCUGCAACUUGCCUUGUGCUUCUCCUUCUCCAUGCCUAACCUGUUUUGCUUGAUAUUUAGGGAACUAGGCAUGUGAUAGAAAAUGAUUCGUAGGUUUUUUGAACUUGCCCAGCACUUCCCCUACCUACAGGCUUGGGUCUUUAGGGAUGUCUCUACAUUUUGAAAGACAGAAUUCAUUUCAUGAAAUCAGAAGGCCUGGAUUCUAAUCUCCUGUUUUCCUAUAUGACCUUAGACAAGUUCCUUCUUUUCUAUGGUUUUCAUGUCAUAUGGAAGGAAAACAACAUUUUUGUUUAGCCUUAGAGGAGGACUAAGUAAUUAAGCAGCAGUAAGUUUCAGAAAGGCUGGUUUCAGUUUUGGAAAACCUGGCAGCAGGUAGAACUGCUUUAAAAAAAAAACUAAUUUGUAUGUGCUGGGCAUUGUGCUCAAUUCUGGGAUAAAAAGAAAAAGCAGAAAUACCCCGUGUCCACAAGAAUUUGACAUUCUAAUGGGAGAAACAACAUCUACAAAUCAUAGAAGAUUAAUAUUCAGCAGAGGGAAAGUAAUGUUAAAGAGGAUGGCAGUGGUAGCUGAGAGGCAGCUGGAAAAUUCUGGAGGAGGGCAGAGUUUCUGGAGCUCAGUUUUAAGGGAUUCUGGAGGUUGGAGGAAGCACAUGCUAGGUCUUGAGAGCGGCUCAUGCUAAAAAAAAAGCAUGGAGAUGGGGGUAACAAUUUUGAGAAACAGAAUGGAGACUGGUAUGGCUGGAUUGUGUAAUGUGUGGAGGGGGAAAGAGUGCAACAAGAUGGGAAGACUGGAAAGAUAAGAGUGUGAAGGACUUUAAAUGCCAAAAGAUUUUGUAUAUAUUGAUCCUAGAUAUAUAAUAGGGAGCCACUGAAAUUUAUUGGGCAGGGGAGAUAAUGUGGCAGCUGCAUUGAGGGUGGAUGAGAGUGAUGAAAGACUAGAACAAGGGCCAGCAAACUGAAGUCCAACUGCUUGUUCCUGCAUCUAUAAAUUGAGAAUGGUUUUUAAAUUUUAAAGCAACAGUAAAAACUUUAAAGACAACAAAAACCGUUCUUAGUUUGAGGGCUGGAUUCAGCCCAUUGGCUGUGUUUUGCUGAUUGCAGGAAAAGAAGCUGGGUGACAGUUGAACUAAGUCAGCUGUGUGAGUGAAAGGAGAAGGGAGCAUUUGAGAUGGUUUUAAGGACAAAUUACAAUAGUUUGCAACUGCUUGGAUGUGAGUUAGGAGGAUGGUGCUGGGAAGUAAAAGAGAGGGGAAGAUUUUGGGUAAAAGAUCCCAAGGGAGAGAAGAGGAGAGGGGAAGAAGGAAGUAAGCGAGAGGGAGAGAGAAUGUAUGAAAAUACACAGAAACCUGGAGAGAGCAUGGAAUGGAUGCUCUUGUCAUUAGAAGCCUUGAGAGGCCAGGUCACCACUUGCUUGAGGCAUAGAUGACUACUGAAAUUCUCUAUAUAAACUGUGAAAUCAAAGCUCCAUUUCAGCUGUCAUUCCAUAUUCGAUGGUGUUUUUUCAGUUGCAAUGUUUUAUUACCAGUUACUGGCUAAGCAGCAAGGAGGGUGCCUAACUCCAGGAGCUUCUUUGCCAGGGAGACCUUCUUUUGUGACUCUUACUGUUCUUUUCACAUCUCUCAGGGGGCCAGAAGGCAGGUCAGGUGCCUCUCUCACUAGGGUUGAGAAGUAGAGUCUCCCUUCUUGUUUUAUAGCCACUUCCUUUUACAUCUUGGGGAGAGAGUAAAUUUGUGUGAAGAGCCCUAGAGUUGGAGUUAGAAGCACCGCUGAUUGUGUGUGGUCAUGGGCAAGUGAUUUAAUCUGUUCCUCCUCUUCUACAAAGCCCGGGAGUUAGACUGGAAGAUGUAUGAAUCUCAAGGCUGGCUUUUCUUUGGUUAAUCCUGGAGCUCAACCCAGAGUCGGAAUGGAUCUGUCCUCCCUGAGGAGUUGCUGGAAGCUGAAGGUGUAGGAUUUCAUGGUCGUCGAUUGACUAGGGAAUGUUUGGUAGCUGAGCCGGGCAUGCUUGUAGCUAGACCUGUGGCCUGUCAAGCUUCAAGGUCUCACAUUUUAGCCAAGAAUAAAACCUCAGUUCUGGCCUAAGUUCCCUUUUCCAGUUCACAAGUGGUUUAAAAGCUCAUGGUGGGGGGCAAUUCCAGGUCUGGGGCCGAAAACACCUGAAUCGGUGUAGGAAGUCAGUGCCUAGUGGAAUUUAUUUGGAAUCCGCUCACUUGAGCAUCCUGCCCCUUGGGACCAUUUAUUUUUGAGAAAUGCAUAAGAGUUCAGGUUACUACUGCUUGAGGCUUCCCUGAGGCUUCGGGUGUUGUUCAAGGAGGUGGGCUGGGGGGAAGAAACUCCCUGUUCUCACCCUGGGAAGCACUGUGUAGUGAAGAGUACCAAGUUUGGAGUCAGGAUAUCCACUUUUGAGACUUAACCCUAUUCUGUUAGCUGUGAGACAAGUCACUUUACUGCCGUUUCUCUUCUGUGAAAUAAGAAUGAAAGCAAAAUGUGGGUGCUCGCUGCUGGGGAUCCAAAGACAAAAUCCCUGUCGUCCAGCUUCUGCUUGAAGUUGGCAAGAGCUUCAGAAGAGUGCACUAAUUAUUCUCAAAUGGGAGUUCUAGAUAGGUUCUUGGUAGGAAGAGGUGUGACCAGUAGUCAAGAGCAUCCUGAUGUGCUGUGGAAAAAGGCAGAAAGGAUUCCCAAGAACAGAAGUAUAGAAAAGACUUUUUUCCACAAAAUUUGAAAAUGGAUACAUUUCCUGAAGUUACUUUUGUUGGUAUCUCUACUGAAACCGUAAUCUGGAGAAAUGAGGCCUGAGGAAAUCCAUAGUUUGUGGGUACUCGGUUCAAAUGCCAGCUCUGCUGCUUACAGCCUUUGCUAAUGUGGGCCCUCAGUUUCCUUAACUCUAAAUUGAGAAGGUUGUUGAACUAUUAACCCUGGGUCUACGAACAACUUAAAUUUCCUUUAAAAAGGUUUCAAUUAAAUUUGUUUCAUUUAUAAUCUUUUACGCAUUUUUAACAUGUUAUUUCCAAGAGGGGUGGUUGUUGUAGGUUUCGCCAGACUGGCAAAAGGGUCCACCACACAAAACAAAUUUAAGAUCUCUAAUGUUCCAGUUUUAUAAUAAUUCUACUACUACUACUAUCACCACCACCACCACCACCCCGCUUACUACAAGUUCUUACAAUAAUUUACCUAGAUAAUAAAAGCUUUUUAAUGGGUACCACUGUCUUUUGCUCUUUACACUGCCUGAAGAAUUUUUUAUUGAUAGAUUUGGUCUACUUAUUUACUCAGAAAUCGAUUGUGAUUCAGUGGCCCGUUAUUACUAGUUGAAAAAAGUUCAGAUCCAAUUGUUUACAGUCAGAACCCCUUCUCUUAACUUUUCUAACCUUAUCUUUGAAUCCUGUUAACAGGCCAAUUGAAUGAACUGGGCAUUCUCUUUGCACACCUCCCCAUGCCUCAACACACAAUUUAUAUUCUCCAUUUCUUAGUGAGUGUUCGUCCUCUCUCCCUUUGCCUGCUGAACCUUUGACCCUGUACCAACUUUUAAGACCCAAGUCAUACUAUCACUACCAUGAAACUCUUACUAAGGGCUACUCCCCACCUAAGAUAACUCUCCAUCAAUCCCUUCAAAUUAAGUAGUACUCUUUACGCAUUCCUUAAUAUAUAACCAUCUUGUUUGUUUAUAUAUAGUUUGUAUUGUAAAACUCUAUUAGACUGUGAGCUCCAUGAGGGCAGGGAGCAUAUCUGGUCCGGACUGUAUAUCUCUUCGAACGUGUUCUUCAAACAGUAGGUGCUCAAUAAACAUUUGAAUUCAA
Messenger RNA from Sarcophilus harrisii (Tasmanian devil), 7229 nucleotides. It is a transcript of the gene STRBP, whose product is annotated as spermatid perinuclear RNA binding protein. The coding region runs from base 279 to 2225 and encodes 648 amino acids. Gene Ontology annotation, molecular function: double-stranded RNA binding; single-stranded RNA binding. Lineage: Eukaryota; Metazoa; Chordata; Mammalia; Dasyuromorphia; Dasyuridae. The transcript is spliced from 18 exons. Gene Ontology annotation, cellular component: precatalytic spliceosome. The record is from RefSeq and is a predicted model, not a curated record.